Aphanomyces astaci is the source of this 5291-nucleotide messenger RNA. Its product is annotated as 3-phosphoshikimate 1-carboxyvinyltransferase. Gene Ontology annotation, cellular component: cytoplasm. The coding region runs from base 9 to 4502 and encodes 1497 amino acids. Gene Ontology annotation, molecular function: 3-dehydroquinate dehydratase activity; 3-phosphoshikimate 1-carboxyvinyltransferase activity; shikimate 3-dehydrogenase (NADP+) activity. NCBI's taxonomy places the organism in Eukaryota, Oomycota, Saprolegniomycetes, Saprolegniales, Verrucalvaceae. The record is from RefSeq and is a predicted model, not a curated record. The transcript has 25 exons. Gene Ontology annotation, biological process: chorismate biosynthetic process; aromatic amino acid biosynthetic process.
UUUCAAAGAUGCAAGAAAUUCCGUGCAAGGACUACGUUGUCCAAGUUGGACAUGGCCUCCUGGCGUCAGUGCCAAGCCAACUGCUGCAGCUGCUGCCCAACAUUACGAGCUUCAUCGUCGUGAGUGACUCGAAUGUCGCGCCGUUGUAUGCGCAGACGCUGCUGCAAGGUUUCAAACGGCGCGCGGAAUUGUACGUGAUUCCCGCCGGCGAAGCAAGCAAGAACCGUCGCAUGAAAGCCGCGAUCGAGGACUUUAUGCUGGAGAAGCGCAUGCACCGUGAUUGUUGCGUGGUUGCUUUGGGCGGGGGUGUUGUCGGUGACCUCGCGGGGUUUGUCGCGUCCACGUACAUGCGAGGAGUGCCGUUCGUUCAAAUCCCGACCUCUUUGCUCGCAUGUGUGGAUUCGUCGAUCGGGGGGAAGACCGGCAUCGACGUCGAAGCAGGGAAGAACCUCGUCGGCGCAUUCCAUCAGCCCAAGCGUGUAUUUGUCGACUUGGACUUGCUCUCGACGCUGCCCAAGCGCGAACUCAUCAACGGCAUGGCGGAGAUCAUCAAGGCCGGUGCCAUCUACAGCGACGCGCUAUUUUCGAUGCUGGAAUCGAACGUCGAUGCGAUUCUCGCGCUCAAGCAAGACGUGGUGCUCUCCAUGGUCGCCGCGUCCAUUGCGAUCAAAACCACCGUCGUCGACGAAGAUGAAAAAGAACACGGAUUGCGUGCGAUCCUCAACUUUGGCCACAGCAUUGGCCAUGGCAUUGAAGCGAUCAUGCAACCCGAGCUACUGCAUGGCGAAUGCGUGGCCAUCGGGAUGGUCAAGGAGGCCGAAAUCGCCAGAGGCUUGGGGCUGUGUACAUCGGCGACGGUCGGUCGGUUGCUUCGAUGUAUCAAGGCAUUUGGACUGCCCGUUCGAGUCCCUUCUCGUGCGGCCACGGCUACCGUACUGGAAAGGAUGGAAGUGGACAAGAAGAACUCGGGGGGGAUCAAGAAGCUCAUUCUGCUCACGUCCAUCGGCAAAGUCCACUCGAAUCCGUUCACGGUGGCCGUGGAAGACUCGCGCAUUGCGCAUGUGCUGGAGCCCCAGGUGUUGGUCGUGCCGCCAUCUCAACCCAUCUCGGGGACUGUCAACGUUCCCGGGUCCAAGUCGAUUUCGAAUCGCGUGUUGCUUCUGGCAGCGUUGGGGGCUGGCACGUGCCGCAUCUCGGGGCUACUCCACUCGGACGACACCCAAGUUAUGAUGGAUGUGCUGCAGUACUUGGGCGCUCAAUUUUCAUGGGAAGACGACGGCGAUGUGCUUGUGGUCGUGGGCACAGCCGGCAAAUUCCCACCAUCCGUUCCCAGUCACUGGUACUUGAGCAACGCAGGGACCGCCGCGCGGUUUCUGACCACGGUGGCCACCCUGGCGGGCUCAAAGGUCCACCUCACAGGCAACGCCCGCAUGCAAGAGCGGCCGAUUUCGGACUUGGUGGACGCGCUCGUGGCCAACGGAUGUGCGAUAGAGUAUGGGAACCGCAAGGGAUGUCCUCCAUUGGAGAUUUCGCCCACAGGGCUGCCUGGCGGAGUCUUGCAUUUGGCUGGAAAGGUGAGCAGUCAGUACGUGUCGUCGGUGCUGCUGAGCGCGCCGUACGCGGACGCGCCGCUCGAGUUGCAACUAGCUGAAGACAACCCGACCUCGUUCCCGUACAUUCAGAUGACGACGCAAUUGAUGGAAUUGUUUGGGAUUCACGUGCAAACCCUGGGAUCCAAGAAUCGAUUCGUGGUGCCUCAAGGCGUCUACUCGAACCCGCCCCGCGUGCAUGUUGAAGUGGACGCCAGCUCUGCCACGUACCCCCUAGCGUUAGCCGCCAUUUCCGGCGGUCGGGUGGUCGUGCCAGGGCUGGGUCAGUCGUCAUGCCAAGGGGACGCGGCGUUCUUUACGGCACUUGAAGCGAUGGGGUGCACGGGUGGCCAAGACGACUCGUGCACCUACGUGCAAGGGCCGCCCCGCGGGUCGCUCAAAGCCAUUGAGAUUGAUAUGGAGACCAUGACAGAUGCGUUUAUGACACUCGCGGUGCUCGCUGCGGCUGCCACGGGCAGGACCAAAAUCACUGGCAUUGCCAACCAACGUGUUAAAGAGUGCAACCGAAUUGCGGUCAUGGUGGAAGAAUUAGCCAAGUGCGGCGUCGAAAGCGGCGAACUUCCCGAUGGGAUUUGGAUCCAAGGACGGGGUGGUGGUCUCCUCACGCCGCCGCUUACCUUUCCGAACAUUCCGGCCAAGAUUGCAUGCCACAACGACCAUCGCAUCGCCAUGUCAUUUGCCGUACUGGGGGCGUACUGGCCCCACAUUGUCAUCACGGACAAAGAGUGUACGGAUAAGACAUUCCCAUCCUUUUGGGACGAGUGCUCCACGGCCUUGCGCGUGUCGUUUCAAGUGCCAUCGUACCCUCCACCACCUCUUGCAACCAAGGCAGCGUCCACCAUCUACCUCAUUGGCAUGCGGGGCGUGGGCAAGACAUCGCUGGGAAAGCAUGCCGCGUCCGCGUUGGGUCUGCACUGGAUCGACAUGGACGAGUACCUCGAGGCACAUCCACUGCUGCUGGGCAUGCCUAUCAAGGAAUACGUGGCAGUCCACGGGUGGGCGGCGUUCCGAGCCCAGGAAGUGGCUUGUUUGCAACUAUGGGCCAAAGAUCCUCCUCAAAACACCAUCAUUUCGUGCGGCGGGGGAGUCGUCGAGAGCGCCGCGGCUGUCGCGCUGCUCACCCAAGCGUCCAACGUGAUCUACUUGCAAAGGGAGCUGGCGGAUGUGCAAGCCGCGCUGGCCCAUGACACGUCCCGACCGGCCUACGGAGAAGCCAUCGCCGACGUCUUCCACCGCCGCGCCCCGCUGUUUGCCGCGUCCAGUUCGUUUGUGUUUGCAAUGCUGGCUGGAGACGUCGACUACCCCCGCAUCAAUCGCGACUUUGAGCGCUUGGUCACGGUCGUACUCGGUCGGUUCGACUCGAACGCGCUCAAAUCCCAGCCAGACUCGUACUUUGUAUCGCUCACGUUUCCCCACUACACGAGCAAAAAGACGCUCAUUGAGACGGUCACUCACAAGGCGCACGCCGUGGAACUGCGCGUGGACUUGCUCGAGUCGGUGGAGAAACCGUUUAUUGCCCACCAAGUGGCGGCAUUGCGUGCAGCUUCGACACUUCCCAUCAUUUACACGGUGCGAACGGUGGAUCAAGGCGGGGCCUUUCCUAACGACUCGAAGCGGGUGUUUGAUCUAUUGCAAUUUGGCAUUGCUUUGGGAUGCGAAGUUAUCGACAUGGAAUGUUGCUGGCCUGCCGCUGACCAACUCGACUUGAUUGCUUCCAAGCGGGGCUCUGCAAUCUUAGCUUCGUUUCACGCCAUCCACGAACGGUCGUCUGCCGAGCGGGUCCGAGAGCUGUUUGAUUUGUGCGCGUGGAAUGGUCAAGUGGACAUUGCCAAGGUCGUGCUCAAAGCGUAUGACGUGGCAGAUGCGUUGAUGGUCCACCGAGUGGCGCAAGAGUGCCGAGACAGAUGGCCGUUCGACAUGCCCUGCAUCGCUCUGUGCACGACCGAAGCGGGGAAGCUCAGCCGCGUGCUCAAUCGAACGCUCACCCCCGUCACGCACGCCGCGCUGCCCGUCGCGGCGGCCCCGGGUCAGUUGUCCAUUGACGAGAUUGAGUCCCUUCGACGCACCUUGGGGAUGGUCCAAGGCCGACAAUUCUACUUGUUUGGCAGCCCGAUUCAACACUCGCCGUCGCCGCGGAUGCACAACGCAGCAUUCCGGGCGUUGCAUCUUCCCCACAUUUAUUCGCUGCACGAUUCCACUGACAUUGCCACGUGUGUGGCACUGAUGCACACUCGAUCGUUUGGAGGUGGUUCUGUGACAAUUCCCCACAAACUGGACAUCAUCCCACAUCUGUCGAGUUUAUCGGCGGCCGCGGCGACCAUCGGCGCCGUCAACACGAUCCUUUCCAUCAACGGCAAACUCGUGGGAGACAACACGGACUGGAAAGGCAUUGGUCGCCCUGUCGCAGCUCGACUCGAGUCAUCUCCGAUUGGACGAUCAAACAAGGUGGCGCUGGUUGUGGGCGCAGGCGGCACCGCCAUGGCCGCUUGUUAUGCGAUGCAGCAGCUCGGGUUGCGUCUGGUGGUGUUCAAUCGGACACUAGACAAGGCCAUCGACGUGGCUCGGCGCUUUGGGGGCACGGCGGUCGCUUCGUUGACGGACCUCGAUGCAGUGGACGUGGUCGUGGGCACCAUUCCCGCCGCCGCCGGCUUUGUCCUGCCCGAGCAUUUGCUAAGCAAGCAUGUGAUCGUGAUGGACGCGGCGUACAAGCCAGCUAUCACGCCGCUGCUGGCCCAAGCACAUGCUCAUGGCGCGGUGUGCAUCCAGGGCUACGAGAUGCUGGUGGAGCAGGGGCUGGAGCAGUCCCUGCUGUGGACCCACGAGGCUGUAGCCAAGGAAGUGCUGGCUAGCCAAGUCAAGGCCACGCUGGCCGCUUCGGACGUUCUCCAUUAAGACCAUUUUGUUCGCUGUAUGCCCCCAUCCGUCCCUCGUUGUUGAAUAAACACAAAAAGGGGAACGAUGUCGCAUAAAUUAACGAAGUUACACAUCGCAUCGCCGAAGCCGCUUGGCAGUGCGGGGCGGUGGUGUGUGCAUGGCAUCUUCUUUGCAUCGAUCUUCGUCCAGGAUUUCCAAGAUGCGCUUUACGCGGACUAGCGCUUUGUCGUCGUCGUCUUCCGAGGCUGGGGGGGUUGGGUUGGGUUCGACGACGAUCAUCGCGGGCAAAGAACUGGUGGUGUGCAUGUCGACAUCGCUCACGUAGCCGCGGUCGUGCUGGUGGUGGAGGUGGACACGGUCAGGAUUCGUGUCUCCACAAUCGUCGCUGAAACAUCGCGGACGGUGGUUGAGAAGGCGGGGUACAAACGAAGUCGACGACGACGCUGACUCGUCUUGUCGACGGAGCACAAGUUCCCGAAGGGUUCGCAUGGGCGGCGAUGGCUCUUGCGGCAUCAGCUCCCCUUGCCGACGUGGACUAAUGCUGGCGGGUUUGUCGGCAGCGUGAUUGCUCGGAGUGCGAGGUUUGCAUUUCAAUGCCUUUUUCUUCUGCAACAACGACGACGGACUUGUGUGCACGGGCAGCGGCCGCGCAAUGGGGAGCAGACUCAUGUUCAUCUGAACAAAGCUCCACGCAUGUCGGUUCGUGCGCGAUGACGAUCCCGCAUCGACUUGGGUCGUGACCACUGGGGUCGGAACGCGGCCACGGUUGUCUGCCAUGAGCCCUGAACUGUUGCCUCCCAAACGCCC